Papaver somniferum (opium poppy) is the source of this 2295-nucleotide messenger RNA. Its product is annotated as dol-P-Man:Man(6)GlcNAc(2)-PP-Dol alpha-1,2-mannosyltransferase-like. The coding region runs from base 173 to 1906 and encodes 577 amino acids. Gene Ontology annotation, cellular component: endoplasmic reticulum membrane. Gene Ontology annotation, molecular function: alpha-1,2-mannosyltransferase activity. Gene Ontology annotation, biological process: protein N-linked glycosylation. The transcript is spliced from 10 exons. The record is from RefSeq and is a predicted model, not a curated record. NCBI's taxonomy places the organism in Eukaryota, Viridiplantae, Streptophyta, Magnoliopsida, Ranunculales, Papaveraceae.
AGUUAGGAAAAGGAACAAAUUCUUUUUAAUGUUGCUUCUCUGUGCUCUUUGGUAUCAGGGAAAAGAAAAAGAAAAGAAAAGAAAAGAAAAGGAACAAACUUUACUAUCAUUUGGUCAUAACAGAGCAAUGAAAGAAUCGAUUUGAACAAAGAAAACACAGAGUGAAUCAGAAAUGUCGAUAACAACAGCCUCAGCAGCAAGACAGAGACGCGUAAAUGUUUCGGAUCCAUCAUCCUCUUCAUCUUCUUCUUCUUCUUAUUCGAGGUUGGAUAAAUCGAAUUCAAAAUACACAGAAGAUGGUGAUGAUGAUAAGAAGGGAGUGAAAUGGUUAUUACCAUUGGUUGCAUUGAUUGUGUUUAGAUAUAUGAGCGCUACUUCGAAUAUCAUUCACGAUUGCGAUGAAGUCUUUAAUUAUUGGGAGCCUCUUCAUUACCUUCUUUACAAAUCUGGAUUUCAAACUUGGGAGUACAGCUCCGAGUUUGGGCUUCGCUCGUAUCUUUACAUCCUAUUCCAUGAAUUAGUUGCUCGACCUGCUUCCUGGUUCAUCGGCGACGAAAAAGUUAGAGUAUUUUAUGCAGUAAGGCUAUUCCUUGGUCUCAUCUCAGCAGUGACAGAGUCAGCUUUGGUGGUAGCUCUUUCCAGGAAGUAUGGGAAACGACUUGCAACCUAUACACUGGCGAUGCUAUGCUUAACAAGUGGUUGUUUUUUUGCUAGCACUAGUUUCUUGCCAAGUUCAUUCUCUAUGUAUGGUGUUACUCUUUCGUCAGCACUCUUUCUUUUCGAUAAACCUGCAAUGGCAGUUUCAGUUGCAGCUGCUGGUGUCAUCCUUGGCUGGCCAUUCUCAAUCCUUGUUGUCGCUCCAGUCACAUGCUAUUGUUUACUGAAAAGAUUUAAGCAAGUCUUUUUUCCAGCUGCAGCCACUUCUGUUGUUGUUUUGACACUCUCUGUAGUUACUGAUUAUUACCACUACGGAAAAUGGACAUCGUCUGUUUUCAAUCUGCUGGUAUAUAAUGUCGCCGGAGGGGGGGAGAGCCAUUUGUAUGGGACCGAAGAGCCAUCAUUUUAUUUGCGGAAUGGUUUCAACAAUUUCAACUUCGGUUUGGUUCUUGCGCUGUUGUUCGUUGCGAUUCUUCCAAUCGCAAAGAAGAAAUAUGCCCCUGACCUGCUGGUUGUAGUCUCACCAAUUUAUAUUUGGUUGGCGUUUAUGUCUUUGCAGCCCCACAAAGAAGAAAGGUUCCUUUAUCCAAUAUACCCUCUUAUAUGUGUUGCUGCUUCAGCUGUCAUUGAGAGCUUUCCUGAUCUUUUUCGAAAUAAGUAUGAUCCUGAAUACAGAUCUGUGCUUGUCAUGAUUGCUAAAGUUCUCAGACCUAUAGCUCUUGGAGUCAUAUUAUGUGCCUCACAUGGUCGGACAUUCUCGCUUAUUCAUGGGUACUCUGCGCCUUUGGAGAUUUACAAGCACUUAGAACACUAUGAAGAUUCUGGAAAUAGUUCCGUGCUCUGCGUAGGAAGCGAAUGGCAUCGAUACCCAUCAUCCUUUUUCAUUCCUGAUUAUGUUAGUGAAGUUCGAUGGAUAGAUGAUGGAUUCCGAGGGCUCCUUCCUCAUCCAUUCAAUUCUAGCUUGGGUGGGACUGCUGCGUCCCCUCCUUAUUUCAACAACAAGAACAAGGCGUCUGAUAAACAAUACCUCAAAGAUCUCGAAGCCUGUACCUUCCUUAUAGAAUUGCAGCUUAAACGACCUUAUCCUACUCGAGGAAGCGAUAUAAAUAAAUGGGAGGUUCUUGCAGCAUUACCGUAUCUCGACAGAGAACUCUCACCUGCCAAGUACAGAUCUUUCUUCAUCCCAUAUGUGUGGGGGCAUAUGAAUGUAUUUGGAAUGUACAAACUGCUUCGAAGAAUUCCAGAGUAAACAUGUCACGGGCGACUUUUUUCUUCUAGAUUCAGAUCAUGUUGCAAGACAGAUCGCAGGCGCUAUUUGUAUCUAUUCCAUCUUUCGGCGUCUUAUGCAUGCAAAAGAAUUGGACGGGAAGGCAGUCUAACCUCCUUAACAGUGGAAUUGAUCAAGGCAACCUUAUUAACCAUGGGUUUCAGCCACUUUAAAAGUCUGAUAACUUUUUGCUGACUAGUCUCCACUUUUAUGUAUUUUCCAUGUCUAACAAGUACUAGAAAAACCUGUUGCUUAAUUGGGUCAAGAUUAGCUUUUAGGCUUGAGCUUCAUCACAGGUUGAUGAGUAUUAGUUAAUUUUGCGUAUACUUGAUGAUGUUCUUGUAUUUGGGUAGUGAUUUAAUUCCUCUCUA